AUGCCUUCGCACAAGGCGUUGCUCGCGCUUUGGCUGGCGGCCGGUACCGGUGCGAAACAACGCGCCGAGAACGUCGUCAUGCUGCUCGCUGAUGAUUUGGGCUGGGCCGACGUGUCCGUACCGCCGCAUAAAAAAGCCGCGCUCUGGGUCACGGAGACACCAAACCUAGAACGCAUGGCGCGCGAGGGCCUCACGCUCACCGGCUACCGCAACGCCGCGAGCGUCUGCUCGCCGUCACGCUUGGCUAUUGCCACGGGCGUUUUCCCCUGGCGCUACCGCCUCAGCGGCCUGCUCAAGGACGGCUUCCGCGGUCUGCCCCGCGCGCCGACGACGGCGCGGUCGCUGCAGGCCGCCGGCUUCGCGACGGCGCAUUUCGGGAAGUGGCAUCUCGGCGGCGUCUCGCAGCGCGCGCGUGCGGACCGGGCCGCGGGCCGGUGCCAUCGGGGUGCCGGCCCACCUGGGCCGAACGAGCAUGGCUACGACGUCCAUCUCGACCAGGUCGAGGCGUCCAUCCGUGACCCGCCGGUCUGUUGUUCGUGCUGCGCACCUAACCCCUGGGACAACGCGACGCACGUCGAUCCCGAGUACCGGGACCCGACUACGGGCCGCCGCACCUGUCGCAUGUGCGGGAACAUGUACAGCCGCCAGAGCGAGUGGUGGCACGAAUUUCGGCCGGGGCAUAUGAAACCGGUGCCGAGGGCCAUGGAUCUGACGAAGCGGACGGCGGACGAGGCGGUGGCGUGGAUCCGCCAGCAGAAACAACGCUUCUUCGCCGACGUCUGGUUCAACGCGCCGCACCUGCCAGUAGAGCCCAUCGCGCCGUUCUUCGAUGGUGAGCGGGCGCCGCGCGACCGGUCGGGCCGCGUCUUCCGGUGGCCCGGCGGCGACGUCGUCAAAUAUUCACCAGAGUACGACUCGGUCGUCCAGGCCAGUGCACAAAUCAAAUUCAUGGCUCCCUCCUGACGCCAUCGAGCACCCGACUCACGGUUGAUUUACGCACAGGUCCGGGCGUUGGACGCCGGCGUCGGCGCAGUCCUUGACGAGCUGGAUGGUUCAACACUCGCAGUCUUCACCUCUGACAACGGGCCCGAGGAGGGCGUCGGGCACGCGCGGCCGUUCCGCGGCCGCAAGCGGUCGCCCUACGAGGGCGGGACCGCCGUGCCUUGCAUCUUCUGGAUGCCGGGCACGAUCCCGGCGAACAAGCGGGAGGAUGUGUUUUUUAACGGCGCAGACUUCCAUGCGACUUUUCUGAGCGCGGCAAUGGUGCCCUAUCCCGAAGCGGGGCGCGCGUGGCCGCCGCUGCAGCCGUCGUGGGACGCGGCCGGUCGCGACGUACCGGGCGCCAGGCUCUUCGACGGCGUCGACCACUGGCCCACGUUGACUGGAGAUAAUUCACAACGACGGAUCGCGCACGAGCGCGUCGCUGCCUGGGUCACGCAGCGCGGCCACGGCAUCGUCCGCACGGAGGGCCUCAAAUAUAUCGACUUCCUGAAGGUCCAGAGCCAGCGCACGAAGCCGGCGCUCUAUAACCUGACGCGCGACCCGCAUGAGCGCAACGAUCUCAGCGAGAAGCUCGUCGACGCGCUGCCCCGGUUCCAGGGACUCGUCGACGCGUUCCUCGCCGCGCCGCCGCGGGACUACUCGAAGGGCGAUUGUGUGCAGGAGGGCGGCUCGUGCGAGGGAAGCGCGACGCCCUACGCGCCGUUCCCGCAUAUGCCAGUGUGCAUGCAUGCCACGCCGCCGCCGCGACGGAAGGGGCCUCGGCUCGCGGCGCCUUGGAAAGUGAAGGGUGGUAAGGAGUUUUGACUGUGAACACAAACACAUCCGAG
Messenger RNA from Pelagomonas calceolata, 1829 nucleotides. The record is from the annotation of a GenBank genome assembly. Lineage: Eukaryota; Pelagophyceae; Pelagomonadales; Pelagomonadaceae.